AUGCCAGGAACGCAUGUGAAGAUCGUAAACUAUUUAUAUGGAAACUUGGAGAUGAGAGUUCAUUGCCGAUCUAAAGAUAAUGACCUGGGGAAGCAUCUUCUUCGUGCUGAUCAGAGUUUCGAGUUCAGUUUCAACCCUAAUAUUUUGGGCACCACUCUGUUCCAUUGUAGCUUUAAAUGGGACGGUUCUUGUAAGUGGUUUGUGAUAUACGACGAUGGAAGGGAUGCGUAUAAUUGCAAUGACGCUACGUGCAUUUGGCAAAUCACGCAAGAUCGACCAUGUCAGGUUAAUGCUCCUGAUAACGGUUUGCUUUGCUAUCCCUGGAAUGGCCAGUAA
Prosopis cineraria is the source of this 336-nucleotide messenger RNA. RefSeq names its product S-protein homolog 3-like. The transcript has a single exon. Bases 1 to 336 code for a protein of 111 amino acids. NCBI's taxonomy places the organism in Eukaryota, Viridiplantae, Streptophyta, Magnoliopsida, Fabales, Fabaceae. The record is from RefSeq and is a predicted model, not a curated record.